Messenger RNA from Gastrolobium bilobum, 2176 nucleotides. RefSeq names its product S-type anion channel SLAH2-like. Gene Ontology annotation, biological process: transmembrane transport; intracellular monoatomic ion homeostasis. The record is from RefSeq and is a predicted model, not a curated record. Bases 161 to 1993 code for a protein of 610 amino acids. Gene Ontology annotation, molecular function: voltage-gated monoatomic anion channel activity. Lineage: Eukaryota; Viridiplantae; Streptophyta; Magnoliopsida; Fabales; Fabaceae. Gene Ontology annotation, cellular component: membrane. The transcript is spliced from 6 exons.
UUUAUUUUCUCAUCUGAAUUCUAAUUUUUGUUUCAUAUUCAAAUUCUCCCUAUUGGUUCAUCUACUCAUAAGGACGUUGUUCAAAACCCAGGUUCAGUUUUCUGCAUCCUGAGUUCUACAACCAAUCCUCUGGCAAAGAAGAAAAGAUUAAAGGUCUAGCAUGGAAAACAACCUAAACAUUGAAAUUGCAGAACAAGGCUCUCCUGAAGUUCCAUCACUAAUUAAGUAUAUAUCAUCAAAUGAUGUUGCUGGCUUUGAUACUGUUGACUCUCAAUUUUCUACCCCAACUGUCAUAAGUGUAGCAACCUCACCCGGAAGACAACAUGAUGAACCUGUUAUAGUCAUCAAUCAUCAAAGGAAGCAAUCAAUUUCAAUCAGCAUGCCACUCUCUUCAGAAGAUGUUCAGCCACCGAACUUCGAAAGAGUUCACUUUAGUGGUGAAACUAGUUUCAGAGAUGGUGUUCCUAUUUCCUCUCCUCAUUCAGGAACUCCAGGUUCUUUGCCUCCGCAUCCAUCAAAAUGUUACUCUCAACCAAUGCCAAAAGGCUAUGUGCACCCAGAGGCAACUAAUCAUGUCAAAGUUUCCAACAAUCCUGCCAUCAAAAUGUUCAAGGAUAAGAGGUUUGACUCUUUUAAAACAUGGUCUGGGACUGGGACACUUGAGAGACAAUUAUCAAUUCUACGUGGAAAGUCACCAAGAAGAACUCCAGAAGACGAAAACAACAUGAGAAGCACUGAUAGGUCUUUACCUGUUGAUCGGUACUUUGAUGCAUUGGAAGGUCCAGAGUUAGAAACUUUAAGGUCUUCAGAAGAGAUAGUGCUUCCUCAGGACAAAAAAUGGCCAUUUCUUCUUCGGUUUCCUGUAUCAUCUUUUGGUAUUUGCCUUGGAGUUAGCAGCCAAGCAAUUCUAUGGAAAACACUGGCCACUUCUCCUUCCACUGAAUUUCUUCAUAUAAGCCUCAAAGUGAAUUUAAUCUUAUGGUUCAUUGCCAUUGCACUUGUUGCUACUGUUUUCACCAUCUAUUUUCUUAAACUUAUUUUCUACUUUGAAGCAAUUCGUCGUGAGUACUACCAUCCAAUCCGUAUUAACUUCUUCUUUGCACCAUGGAUAGCUCUCUUGUUCUUAGCUCUUGGGGUUCCCCCAUCAGUUACCAAAAACCUUCAUCAAGUUCUUUGGUACAUUCUAAUGACCCCAAUAUUCUGUCUUGAGCUUAAGAUUUAUGGACAGUGGAUGUCUGGGGGCCAAAGGAGGCUUUCAAAGGUGGCUAAUCCUUCAAAUCACUUAUCAAUUGUUGGAAACUUUGUUGGGGCCUUAUUGGGUGCAUCUAUGGGUCUAAAAGAAGGCCCCAUUUUCUUCUUUGCUGUUGGGCUGGCUCACUACACAGUCUUAUUUGUAACUCUAUACCAGAGACUUCCCACAAAUGAGACCCUCCCAAAAGAGCUCCAUCCAGUGUUCUUUCUUUUUGUUGCAGCACCUAGCGUUGCUUCCAUGGCCUGGGCUAAGAUGCAGGGUUCUUUUGAUUAUGGAUCAAGGAUUGCCUAUUUCAUUGCCUUGUUCCUUUAUUUCUCACUGGCUGUCAGGAUCAAUUUUUUCAGAGGAUUUAAAUUCUCGCUUGCAUGGUGGGCCUAUACUUUUCCGAUGACUGGUGCAGCAAUUGCAACCAUAAGAUACUCAAAUGAGGUCACUAAUAUUUUUACUAGGAUACUAUGUGUUAUAUUGGGUCUCAUCUCCACACUCACAGUAAUAACACUGCUUGUAUCAACUAUAUUGCAUGCCUUUGUCCUCCGAGACCUAUUCCCCAAUGACCUUGCUAUUGCCAUAAGUGAUAGAAAGAGAAAACAACAUGCGAAGUGGUUUCAUUUUAGCUAUGGGAGCCAAGAUUCCAAAGAGAUUGAAAAUUACUUGAAGUUUGUGAACACGGAUAAAAUUGAUUUAGAAGCUUCUACUCCACUACCAUCUUCAAGUUCCACAGAGGAUUCACCAUCUGUCUGAGGGUAUUUGUUAGUAUUGUACUUAAUUAGUGCUUCCAAAGACAGAAAAUUAUGAGUGUUUUGCCUAAUAAUCUUCAGAGUAGUCAAACAUGAGAGGAACAAAAGUAGGAGUUUGGAUUGUUCCAGUGACCAUGUAUAGUUAAAUAUGAAGGUUUGUGUAGAAAGAACAGAGUUUUGUAGAUAC